CAGAGAAGGAACGUAACAAAAGGUGGCGGAGGGUGACGCCGCUGCCGCCGCGAUCGGAGGCGAGUGUUUGCCCGGGCGAGCCGGGUGUCGGAUGUGCUCCGCGCUCUCGUCCGCGUUCUCUCGCGUUCCCCGCGUACGUGCCUGGCUGCUCGUACGCCCUCGCAACGUGUCGCGCGACGUACAAAGAGGGAGAGGAGCGCAGCAGUGUUCGUGUCGUGUCGUGUCGCGUUCGCCAAGAGGUUCGAGAAGGUAAAACGGUCGGCCGCGAGACGCGAGUGCGCGAAUUCCUCCGCUGAUUCGCACCGCAGUGGCGACGACGAGACGACAACGAUGACGAUGAUGACGAUGACGAUAACGAUAACCGAUCGACGGCGCGAGUGAACGACUCUCUCUCGCGAAGGGCAGGCGCUCCACGACAAACGUCUCACACGCCCAGCGGGACUGCUGCGUCACAUGGGUCGCGCUCAUUCGUCGAUACAGCCGGGUGACGUCACGAGCCGCGCGACUAUUGGCCCACACCGCCCGGACACGUGAAUCGUGGCCGAGCAAGCAUGGCAGUUUGAUGCGCAGUGGUUUUCAGCACUUGUAAAAUGCCACCGCCACGCGCCAGAUCGAUCAGGUUAUAACCCGCGUUUCGCCGCGCGCUCCGAAACGGUCGGCACGUCGCGCGGUCGCGCCUCGCGAUCGGCGGGCAUUCCUCACGCGCGUCGGCCUCUGUGUCGCUCCUCGUCGUCGGCCGCAUCCUCGUGGCGGAAUCCUUACGACGGAUCGGGGGCAGCUAGCCCGAUUAUAACACAGGCUCACAUACACAGCGCGCGCGCGCGCGCGCGCACGCUGACAGGAUCGCCGAUCACGUUUUCAACGGCGGAGUGACUUUUGGCGGCGGGGGACUGAGAAACCGAGCAAGCGACACGAUUGCCUGCUCAACGCGCUUCGUAGUGUCGUGUAUACCUCGCCAGCGUGUCUGUGCACUGGGACGUCACGCAACUCGGAUCGCAACGUGUUUCAACCUGCUUGUCACCCGCGUCGAGCAGCACAGCGGCAGCGUAGGAGGGGCGAGGGCAGGGGGGUCGGGCGUCGGGCUUGCGACUCGUUCCUGUCGAUUCAUCGCCGGCGUCCGGACCCGACGGCGGCUGCGGCCGCGGCUGCGACGCCGGCGGUUCGAUGCGACGGAAUCAGGACGAUCAUUUGGCGGCUGUUUGUGAAUACAGAGACUCAACGGAACAGCAACAACAACAACAACAACAACAACAAACACAGCACCAGCACAGCCGCCAUCGUCAUCAUCAUCAGCAGCAGCGCGUACCCCACCCCUCUACGCCCGUCGGGAUAGAACAGCAAACCGGCCGCAGGAUGAGCCUGGAAACGUUACUGCAAGCGGCCUACUAUGUCGAACAGGAAGAAAAGAAGCGGGAGCGCCUGGCGAGCACCUCGUCCUCCUCCUCCUCCUGCGAUCAGCACUCGUUUGCGCCUGCGCCGACCCACUCCAAUCACACUUAUGCCUCUAGCGAGCCACGUGGUGCCAAAUGUAAAAGAGAACGCACAGAGUCAGACGAUCUCUUUUGUGAAGAGAAGAUGUUGAUCAUCGAUGAAGAAGAACCGUUGGAGAAUAGCAGAAUGGGUCUUUCGAUAGCUUCUCGAGGUACUUCUGUGGUCUCCAGCACGCGAGUUACGCCGUCGUCAACGGGGUCGAACUCCGUUCAGCUGACUGCACUUCAUUCCUCCAUGCCGCAUCAUCAGCAUUCUCAUCAAACUCAUCAACAGCAGCAACAACAACAGCAAGCGCAAUCGCAGCAACAUCACCAACAGCAGCAUCAUCAUCACAGCGAUCAUCAUAACACACAUAAUCAUUAUAUGGAGAAUCACAAUCCGAAUCAAUCCCAGCAAAGUAUAGGCAAUCUCGUUGUCGACGUCGAAACGAGCCACGACAAUAAGAAACAGCGAACUGGAACAUGCGUACUUCGGUCUGGUACUAGGGAAGUACACAAUAAGCUGGAGAAAAAUCGAAGAGCGCAUCUAAAAGAGUGUUUUGAACUAUUAAAGAAGCAGCUGCCAUCGCAAGAUGAGAAAAAGUCUUCGAAUCUCUCUAUUCUCCAUGCAGCGAACAAGUAUAUACAGGCAUUGCGAAAAAAAGAACGAGAUUACGAACAUGAGAUGGAGAGACUUGCAAGAGAAAAAAUCGCAGCACAGCAGAGAUUGGUGGCUUUGAAAAAAGAGCUCAAUGCAACUUGGGAUCACAUCGACAUCAAUUCUCUCUUAUUGGAGCAAAAUCCUGGGACGGAUGCAGCAAAAAAUGAAAGUACGGAGGUCGACGUUACUGGACUCCCACGAGGUGGCACGAGGUACAGCAGCACGAGUAGUCUAAACAGCGUAACGACGGCCAGUUCCCCGCAAACGUUACAGUCCACUAGCACAACCUCCAAUAUUCAUAAUCAAGCGGCGAACGCAGCCACGGCUGUCGUUUGUCAAACGCAAGAUGUGACUCUUGCUGCACGAAGCUCCAGAGAGAGUCCACCCGCGAGUUCGACUGCUGGAACGGUACCCGCGCCCAGUAUUUCUACUUCAACGCAAGAAAAGGUCACCACAUCACCCACCACCAACAUAGUGCAGCAGCCGCAUCAGUUGCACUUGCCGAUCGGCGCCCAGGUGUUAAACAGUCAGGGUCUUGCGACCAUCGUGCCAGCUUUGCAGCACAUCGGACCAGGACUUAGGGUAAUACCGGGUGAUACACGGCAGCUUUUGGUUACCCAUACUACUGGCAACAAUGAGUCCAGACCUCUGACAUUAGCGGUACAGAACUCUUCGGAUCAAUCCAGGCCGCUCUCAUCGCCUCUCAUCGCCGUGCAAUCGAACACCGGAAACGAGCCGAGGCCAGUGGCCCUGGUCGUUCACUCAUCCACCGCCAAUGAUAGACUGACAUUUGUGCACUCUAAUCUCUCCAACAAUGAUAGGCCGUUGGCCUUAGCCGUGCAGUCUUCUGCGAAUGAAGUUAGACCUGUCACUUUUGUGCACUCGGGAAACGAAGGUCGAUCGUUGGUCCUCGCCACGCAUUCGCCCGCACUGAAUGUGUCGAACGCCCAGACAAGAAUAAGAACAGGAGAUGCGCAGAACACGCAUAAGAUGGUCGGUGGCGUAACGCUUGUCGGUGGUAAUGGCUCAGAAUUAGCAAGACUUCCCGGUGGCGCAGAACUGAACAUACUUCCAGCAAAUGGAUUGACUUUAAGUCAUGGAGUGUCACUUCAAACCGCUGCAGGCAAGCCAGCCUCGACAAUGAUGCAGAACUCUCCGUCCACGGAGAGUAUAGCUCAUAUCGUUGGUCAGCACGCGCCUCUCUCCGGUCUGACACCGAUUGUCACGCCGAUGACUGUUGUGUCUCAAGGUAACCAGGUAACCGCUCAUAUCCUGGCGCCAUCGAGUCUUGCGGGAAAGAUGAUUACCACUCCAAUUCUCAAGUCUGUGGGGCAAAUGCCGCUUGUAAACGCUCAGUAUCUUAACACCACGACUUUAGUGAAACCUGUUGUCGUGGUGAGCUCACCGUCAACGUCAGCGGCGUCCCCGACGACGGCAGCGACAGCUUCCAAUACACAACCUUCUUCGACCUCAAACUCGACCGUCUGACAGAAUCAAGGGAAGGCAAAAUUAAUGUGAUCGCGCUGGAAUAUCAAAAUACAAUUUGCUGAUAUAUCGAGUAAAUCUUUAUAUUUGUCCAAAGUAAAUCUGUCUUUUGUUUUCUAUCAGAAUCGCUUAGAUAUGUUAAUGAUGAAUAGUGAGCGAUUUCAGUUUGAAUCGUCUUAUGACAAGCAGUAAAUACAACGGGAGAAUUUUAUGUGAGAAAAAUUUUCGCCUAUUGUACCAUUUCUAACAUAAAGUAGUCUUGCAUUCUGAAACUUCGUUUGUGUCCCAUAAGAACACAAACUGACAUUUCUAAGAUAUGAGCUCUUCCGCAGAGUGAAUCGACUGAGAAAGUAUGAGAAAAAGUCCUUGCUCAACACAUGCGAUAUAUAUUGUACACAGUACCUUGAUUUUAUUAAGGAAGAUAGUUUGUCGUGUAAAUUAAAGUUUAAUAACAAUUAAUUUAUAACAAUUGCUUGAGAAUGAGAAAGCUUUCGUGUUAGUGUGUUGACGAAUUGAUGCUUUUAAAACUUUUAAGGCUUAUGGGCUCGUGUGCUAUUCGGAUCAUUGUUUUGUCGUAUUCUCAAUUGGGAAUUUCGUUAGUGCUCACCUCUUGAAAAGUGACUUUUUUUAAAGCUGUUUUAUGUUACUCUGUGAAUUCUAAAUAUUUUUCUAUAAACAAAAUGAAAGGGUUUGACUUGCAAUAGAACAAAUUUUUGCAUAACUUUUAAAUUGUUUGACUAUGUUUUGUGAGACCUGUAAGUUGACAAGUUUCAUCAUAUCUUAUUUCAAUUGAAAAGGGGUAUCACAGAAAGUGAUAAUGAUGGUACACUUAGAAUGAUAUUAAAUUAAAAGCUUUGUAGCUUUUUAAAACAACAUAGAAUGUAUUUAAUUGUUUUGCGAGCGGAGGUCGGAAAAUCGAAAAUUAUGAUGAAUUCUUUGUCUCAAAUAAAAUUUAUAAAACGGCUGUGCGGAACGGAUAUUGAACUCUAUAAAAGAGUCUGUCUGUCUCAUUUCGACAAUUCAAUCGCAAGAUGCAUUAAAUCUUGUUAAAUUGAUAAAAGCGGAUGUUAUUUAGAAACAGUGGCAAGAGAUGAUAUAGUUUGUAAUGCUACAUAUUAAGUAUUUAUUCCUCUGUAUUUAUUAUAUGUUUAUAUGCGUAUUAUACAAAUUGCUAUCGCGCUUCUUACAAAUCGCAUGAUCGCAACGUGCUACAAACAUAUUAAUUUCUUCAUGCCCAGAUUUCGUUACAUGGAAGAAUUCAGAAACGUAUAUAUAUUUCAAGUCACCGUCAUCAUUGUGAUCUAUUUCAUGAAUACGUGUAUUGUUCCAUGCACAACGUUCCAUGCUUUUACAAAAACAUUAAUUUCUAUAAUGCAAGCUUUUUGCAUAAUAACCGAAAAUGGCUCGAGUAGAAUAGAAGGGAACGAUAAUGCUCACAAUUGUCUUUGAAAAGUUCGAACAAUUGCACACAUUUAUCUAGAUAUCUAUCUAGAUAUCUAUUUUUCAUUUUUUUUCAUUAUAUACGAAAAUCGUUCGAUAAAUAAAUAUAAAUCAAAAUUGUAUUAAAAAUUUUGAUGAAACUUUUAUUUCCAACUAAUUGGGAAAAUAUACUAUAAAAUCUACUUAACUGCCUCAGUUUUAUAUGAAAUUCAUUGGAGAGUUGAAAGUUGCGAGUAAAGAAAUUAUGUAAUGAAUGAUAAGCUGUUCAUUCUGGAAAUCCAUUUUUCGCAUUUCAAUUUUGACAUUGUUUUGAUCUGUACUUUAUUUGUCAAACGAUCCUUUGUACAUUCGUUCGCUUCUGUUGUAAAUUCGUAUUGUAUGCUUCUGUUUAGUAUGUUAGUAAUGAGAUUGUCAACAGUAAUCACCACAACAGUAAUCACCACAACAGUGAAUAAUGAUAACUCGUUUUAAAUACAGGUUUAUCACAUGAGAUCACCUUGUGACAUUUCACCAUUGACAAUUCUCAUUAACGAGGCAUUUAUAUCAAAAUGCUUUUUUGAAAUGACUCGAUGCGUAACGCGUAAUAUAACCAAUAUUUCCUGCUUUUCCGCACGUGCAAUUGUUAACGGUCUCUCUCCCUUUCGGAUACCAGCUCUCGGUUUGUAUGUAUUAUUAGUGCUGCUAAUCCUUAUGUAUUUGUAUAACACACAAACACUUGUUUUGUAUUCUUUAAAUUAUUUAAUCGCGAAUGGUAUGAUUAGCGAUUCGAGUUAAGGAUGUAAAUGCGUGCCUUAACAGGCUAACAAAAUCACACAAAUGUAUCUGGGUUAACGACCUUUAUCAUUUUAAGGCAGACAGGUACUUUGCUAACUUGAUAGAAACUCGAUAUAAGAAAAGUUAAAUUCUUUAAUACUGUAGAUUACACAUUUUAUGUUAAUCAAUCUGUAUAGACUUCCUUCUUUUUUUUCAAAUCUUAGGUCAUUACACUUUAAAUACACGAAUCUCUCGAGUUUUCGUUUAAUCUCGAUGCCGCUGGCGCCUCAAUUAAAAGAGAAGAGUUUAAUUAGUUGAAUUGAUGUGUUUAAUAUAAAUUAAAUCAUCACGCAUCUUUCAGUGUUCGGAACACAACGGGAAAAUUCAAUUUGCAACAAAGACGAUUAAACAUCGAACGAAAACUUGAGCUCCGAGUUGGGCCCACUGCAUCAGUCACUGAACAAUCGCCAAUAAACUGUUUAAAAAAUAUAUUAAGACAACUUCAAAGUAUAUUGUAAAUUGAUUGUUUUAUUUAGAUCUCGGAUUUUCAUAUAGAUUUGAUGGAAUUUUUUACUUAAAAAUGUAAUUAUAUAUUGAUUUCUUUUUAUUUGUUCAUUGACUGAUUCAAUUUCUUAUUUGUUCGUUAACUAGUGCGAUAACUUGCUACUAGUAAGAAAAAAAGUUCUGUUGAAUUAUUUUCGACGCAGCUUUUAUUUAACGAAAUCUCGAGUCGUGUGAUGGAUGCAAAUGAUUGUACCGCAUGCUCUGACACAUACACAAACACUUACACAACAAUAUGCAAGAAACAAAGCUGUGAGCGGGACUGGAGCAGAGAAAAGUAAAAAAAAAAGAAAAUGAUUGAGUGGGAAGUAUCGCGAUAUUUUGCGAUACUUUGCAGUCAGCCAUUUAUUAGCCGCGACUGAAACCUCUGUCGGUUAACUAUUUAAGCGAUGUAAUAGCCUCAUGUAAAUAAUGAGUUUUGUUAGUUGAAAUAAGCAAACACGGAUCGAGGCGGAAGGUUCGCGCGAUGGAAGAAAACUAAAGAUAGUAUAGCACUGAGCACUCUAAAUGAAUAAUGUCAACAUUGUGAUAUAAAUGAUAAAUAAAAGAUUAAUUAGCACAGUAGAGUUUAAGGAGAAAAAAAAUCAACUAUUAAAUCGUUUACGGUGUAGAUAGACGCUGGUAAUUAUCAUUUACUAAUAUCCUAAAAAAAAGAGAGAAUGUCAAAAAAUUGAAUUGUACAUAGGAAAUACGAGAAAGAGAAGAAGAGCAAGAGGAGAGAAUGAGAAGAAAAGAGAGAGAAAGAGAAGGGGUGAUUGUAAGAUAUUGUAUAAAUAUAUUGAUUAUUGAGAAAAAGAGAGAAGGGACAGAGGAAGACGAGGGAAAACGAACGAAUAUAACGUGAUGGACUGUGCCGGAUGUCACGCUCGUCAUGUCGGUGAUAAAAACCGCAUAAUAGAGUCUACUGAACGGCAACGUAGAGAAUAAGUGUGCGUGUGAUUUUGUGUUCACAGAAAAAAAUUACACAAAAAUAUUAGUUCUAUUGUUAAGAAAAGAAUUUAUUUAAUUUACUUUUUUUCUUCUUGUAAGUAAUGAUUAUCUUGAACAAAAAAUAUUUUCUUGAUGCAGUUGCCUUAAAAUAUACUUAUUACAAAUUUAAAAAUUAUUAGCUUUCAUAUAAAAAAGAAUUUAUAAUAUUCUUUUGAACAGUAUUGUAGAAUUGUAUCGAAGAAAAGUUAGAAUAAUAAUCAAAUUGAUUUUUAAUUUAAUAAUCUUAAUUGAAGUAAUAAAUUAGUAGAAUUCAAAAUAUAUUUUGAAUAAAUACAUUUUGAUAUUUUAUGAUGAAUUUAUGAUAGAUUUGUUGAUAUAUGAAUUCAUGAAAUAUUUAAAAUAAAUAAUAUUUAUUGAAUUCAAAUAUAUUUUUUUCUAUGUAUAUACACAGAAGUUUACUUUUAGAUUAUUGUUAAGAAAAUAGUCUUUGCAAAGAUAACUGUUACUUAAAAGAAGAAAACUAAAAUUUGAAUAAUUGCUUUUCUCAACAGGAGAAUAACAUUUUUCUGUGUGUAGUAUAAAAUCAACAAUCAAUUGUUUUGGACAUAAACAAGAAUGUAAAAUCUUUUAAAGAUUUUAUAAUUUUAAAACAUAUAAUUUGCUUGUGUGAAAAAAUAUUGUAUUAUAUUAUAAAAAAAAAUAUAUUCAUCUUUAUUAAAUAAUUUCCAUGAAUUGAAAGAAAUAUCGGAGUAGUGAUAAUAUUUCCAAACCAAGAAUUAGAAUUUUUUUAAGAUAUCAUCAGAACAAUCGCUCUUUAAAUAUCCAUUAUAAUAAUAUGAAAUAAAAAUAGAGUAUUUAAUUAAAAUUUCAGCUGAUGAAACUUUUUAAGGAAGAUUUUAUAUUCUUGCUAGCGGGAGAAAAUUUAAGGAAUAAUUUUAAAUGAUGAAAAUCAAAAUUAAAAUUGCGAUUAAGACUUUGUUUUUAAUUAUAAAUAUUAAAAUAUGCGCAUGUCUAAGACACUUUACGUAUGAUUAUACGGAAUUAUAAAAUAAAGGAUAACUAAAUUUUUGUGGCUUUGUUUUUUUAAUUGUAAUAUUUAAAUAUCCGCUUUUGACAACUUUAUGUGGACAUUUAAACAUUUCUAAUUAGAAAACGAAGCCUUAGACAUAGUUUUAUCUCAAUUCUUAUCUUCUUUUAUUAUCUGGGAUACGUCUUAAAUUUUGUCCACUUGUUGUUGAAAACCUUAUGCGAAAUAAUUAUUGUUGAUUUAAUACUAAUUUUUUUCUGUCUUGAGACUGCAUGUGUAAAAACGGUAUGUAGUAAAAGAAAACGUUAUUAUUGUUGUAGUCUAUAUCGAAUUUUGUUAUAUGACUCUCGACUGGCGUGCGAAACAAUGAUACGUGUUACGACGCGAUUUAAUUGUUGUGCGUAAGAAGAGUAAGGUGGAACAAAAAAAUGAAUGCUAUGUGUACGAAUGAAGGAGAGCGUGAGAGGAUGGCGACGAAUGGCAAGCGUCGCCGAAGAGGUAUUCGUUCUUUUCGUGACACGCGACAUUUUUUUGUUAAAGAAACGCGAGAAGAAAAAGUGGAAUUCAGUACAGUCUAUUACAAUAAAGAUUAAAAUGUGAGUGUGA
This is a messenger RNA of Solenopsis invicta (red fire ant), 8932 nucleotides long. Its product is annotated as max-binding protein MNT. The record is from RefSeq and is a predicted model, not a curated record. NCBI's taxonomy places the organism in Eukaryota, Metazoa, Arthropoda, Insecta, Hymenoptera, Formicidae. Gene Ontology annotation, biological process: regulation of transcription by RNA polymerase II. Gene Ontology annotation, molecular function: protein dimerization activity; RNA polymerase II cis-regulatory region sequence-specific DNA binding; DNA-binding transcription factor activity, RNA polymerase II-specific.